Molecule: messenger RNA, 174 nt
Organism: Sclerotinia sclerotiorum 1980 UF-70
Lineage: Eukaryota; Fungi; Ascomycota; Leotiomycetes; Helotiales; Sclerotiniaceae
Exons: 1
Coding region: 1-174 (57 amino acids)
Source: RefSeq, a predicted model, not a curated record
AUGACACUUUCCGCUUACAUUCUUUGCCAAGAAAAUUCUCCCUUCAGCUACACCGGCUAUUCCGGAAUCAAAUCCGGCACUAUGUAUGCCUCCGUAAUUCCAGCCAGCUCCCCAAUUAAGGUACCGGGUAUCAAGCCAAAAACGGCACGAAAAGCGGAUAAGACCAUGUCUUGA